Ictalurus furcatus (blue catfish) is the source of this 10898-nucleotide messenger RNA. It is a transcript of the gene nav3, whose product is annotated as neuron navigator 3. Lineage: Eukaryota; Metazoa; Chordata; Actinopteri; Siluriformes; Ictaluridae. The coding region runs from base 173 to 6775 and encodes 2200 amino acids. Gene Ontology annotation, biological process: nervous system development; neurogenesis. Gene Ontology annotation, molecular function: ATP hydrolysis activity; protein binding; ATP binding. The record is from RefSeq and is a predicted model, not a curated record. The transcript is spliced from 39 exons.
AGUGUAGGGAGUGAACACAGACACAGCGCAGGACUCAGUGCAGUUUACUGAGAGCAGCUGAAGAAUGCACGUCUCUCUCUCUCUCUCGUGGUGUCUCUUGCUCUUUCCUGUCAGACUCUCGGACUCUACACACACCCACUCACACACCCACACACUCGCUCUCUAAGCGAACAUGCCUGUAGUCGGAGUAGCGUCUAAACUGCGGCAGCCGGCUGCCGCCUCCCGACCUGUUCACACCGCUUUACCUAUCCCUAACAAAGGUCAAAGGUCAGAGGUCAACACUUCGGAGUCUACACCCGCGACCUAUCAGCUGUCAGUCAAAUCGGAGCUGCAGGAAAGAACCAGCCAAGACGAGGAGAAGAGGAUCUGUAAGAUUUACACUGACUGGGCGAAUCACUAUCUGAGCAAAGCCGGCUGUCCUCGACUGAUAAAGGAUUUAACACAGGACAUUCCCGAUGGAGUUCUGCUAGCGCACAUCAUACAGAUCAUCGCGAAUGAGAAGGUAGAGGACAUUACAGACUGCCCCCGGAGUCACUCUCAGAUGAUUGAGAAUGUGGAGUCUUGUCUAACAUUUCUGGAAGCCAGAGGAGUCAGUGUACAGGGCCUGAGUGCUGAAGAUGUGUGUAAGGGGAAUUUGAAGGUGAUCCUGGGUCUGUUCUUCGUUUUGUCCCGUUAUAAACAGCAGCAGCAGCAACAGCAGCAGUACCUCCAGUCUCUAGUGGAGCUUCAGCAGCACGUCACACACACACAUACACCCAAAACCCAGCAACGAGCUCCAGACAUGCAGUCCAGUGUGACAGUGCGAUACGCGAACCCGCCCGCUCAGAGUGGAGUAGGGCCUGUGCAGAAGAAAAACACAAGGUUGCCUGGUCCAUCCCGUUCCCCCGUGGUGGGUAACAAUAAAGCUCCUCCCUCAGCCAGUCUGAACCGCAGGAGUCAGAGCUUCAACAGCAUUGACCGCAACAAACCCCUACAGUACUCCAGCGGGAAUGACCGGGAGUCGGUAAAGUCCGUCCCCCUGAUUGGUGGGAUGAAUGGCAGCGUUAGCGGUCAGCAAUUAGCAUCGGCCAUUCCCUCCCCAACGACAGGCCAAUCAUGGCGCAGCAAGUCCAUGAACAUGAAGCACAGUGCUACGUCGUCCAUGUUAGCCAGUAGUCCUGCCUCCUCACCUCCUCCGCCCACUUCAGAUAGGUCACGCCCAUCACUCCCUGAUGCCUCUAAGUCAGCACCGGGGAACCAGCGAUCGAUGCUGGAAAAGUUCAGACUGGUCAAUACACGGAUGGCUUUGCAGGAAGAGGACGAUCUGUCGGAGUAUGGAGAUGAUGGAGGGACAUGUCCCAAACCGCCAGGCAAGAUGCCUACACCAUCCCCUACACCUUCAAACAAGAACACAGCUAAUGCUAACACCACUACGACUAUUGCUGUUAACAAUAGCAAGAACGCUAGCAAAUCCUUGCCCCAACCCAAAGAUGACAAGAGUAAAAGCAAAAACAAAGCUAGCACACCGCCUAAAGAGGAAGUGACCUCAGAACCAGCUAAGAAGGCCUCCAAAAUCGCUAGUCUCAUCCCUAAAGGAGGGAAAACGACUGCAGCGAAAAAAGAGAGCGCACUUCCUGCUUCCAGCGGCAUCCCAAAACCUGGAGUGAAGACUCAAGCGGCUCCAACCAAACCUGCCGGGGAAAAGACAAAAAGCUCCAAAGGGAGUCAAGGGUACUACGCAGGGCGCCCUCUAGGGGGAGUGGAGGGCAAGAAGGGCAGCAUGGUGUCCUCCACUAGCACCUCUGCUCUAGCCGGGUCCACGGUUACUAACUCUGGAAGCGGAGGGGGCGGAGUCGUGGGGGGCAACGGAGCGGUGCAGUUACCACAGCAGCAGCAACACAACCACCCCAACACAGCGAUGGUGCCACCCUUCAUGUACAGGACAUGCUCAGAGAAUGACUGUACUGCAGUGGUUGUUCCUGAUUCUUCUCUUAGUCCUACUAAAGAGCUCGCCUACAACAAAACAGCCAAACAGUGCCUAGAGGAGAUCUCAGGUGAGGACCCUGAGGCGAGACGCAUGCGUACGGUAAAGAACAUCGCCGAUCUGAGACAGAACCUGGAAGAGACCAUGUCCAGUUUACGGGGGACCCAGAUCACACACAGCACUUUAGAGACAACCUUUGACUCUACGGUAACAACAGAAGUCAGUGGGCGUGGAUUGUCGACUCUUUCCACUCGGCCUGCCCCCAUGUCAUGGCGUCUUGGCCAAUCACAAUCACAGAGCCCUCGACUUCAGGCAGGUGAUGCCCCAUCCCAUCCUGGCAAUUAUGCUCCUCCUAGGUCUGUUCCUUCGGCUACCGGUCGCUAUGGUGAUCCCUCACGCCUGGUCUACACAGCACCACUGAGAAGGGCAGCGACUACAGUGGGCAAAAGUGUGGAGCUUGGAGAAAAGGAGGCGGGGCUAGAGGAGGAAGUGGGUGGAUAUAUGAGUGAUGGGGACAUACUAGCCAAAAAUGUACGAACUGAUGACAUGAGCAGCGGCUACGUAACAGAUGGAGGUGUGUAUUCUCGUAACGUGGGUCGUGUUCCUGACCUUCCAUCUGCACGAGAGCUCAUCCAACGGGUUAAAGAGGGAGAAGCUGACAGUUAUGAUGACAGUAGCUCGGUCAGCAGUGGUCUGAGUGACUCUCUUGAUGUUGGAGCUGAUGAUGUGCACACACUGAAUUCAUCGCACAAGAGCAAGUCAAAGCAGCAGUGUAAUCAGAAUAGCAGUAGCUGGUGUGCUGCUGAAGAUUUGAAGAAGGUUGAUGAACAAAUUGAGAACAUCUUGGAUUCCUCCUCUCAAAUGGAAGGGGCGGGGCUUCCCGUGUCUCAGACAGGCUCAUGGAGGCGGGGCAUGAGCACACAAACGGGUAUCACCUCACCACGAAAUAAAAACAGCAACACGAACGUCAAAACACCAGGUAAAACGGAUGACGCCAAGGCCUCAGAGAAGGUCAAGACUCCCUGUAAAUCUCCCAGCAUGCAGCGCUCUCCCUCAGAUGUGGGCAAAAACAGUGGCGAUGAGGGUAAAAAGUCUGGCAUCACCCGUCCACCGCCCACCACCGGCUCCUUUGGAUUCAAGAAGAUCCCAGCUGCUACAGAACUAGCAGCACCCAAGACUUUAUCAGCCAAAUCAGCUGGGAAAGUGGGUGGGACCACAUGUGUGGUGGGUGGCGCCAGGAAAACAAGCCUGGAUGGGUAUCGUCACCAUGACGACGGGGUCCUUUUGGGCAUUGGCGGGUCUAAAAUGCCCCUUCAGUAUCGCUCACUUCCAAGGCCGUCUAAAUCCUACCGAUCCAUCGACUCUUCCACAGUGAAAGGGGGUGGGGUCGUGGCUGGAGGUGGGGCUGGACCUGGACCUGGACCUGGAGCUGGUGCUGGAACUGCAACUGGAACUGGAACAGUAAGUGGCAUUUCAAAAAGAAAGGACGGAGGGAAGACGGAGUCAGGGAGGUCGAGUCCAGUCAGCAUAAAUCAGACUGAUAAAGAGAAGGUUUCAGUGUCAGAGCAGGAGGGGGCAGCACUGAGCACAUCACCCAAAUCCAGCCCAACAUCCAGCCAAUCAGGACUCAGACAGCCUGGAUCCAAAUACCCAGACAUUGCCUCGCCCACCUUCCGCAGGUUAUUUGGCAGUAAGUGCAGCAACAGUAAGCCAAGCUCUCCCGACUCCUCUAAGUCCGCUCCCUUUGCCUCCCCCCUCGACUCCCCGGGCAGUGGAGGCAACAGAACGCCCGACUCUCUUUCUAACACCCGUCCCUUCCUCAGCAGCUCAUCUGCGGGCAGCAAAGAGACGCUGAGCAGCAUUCAUACCAGCUCACACACCAGCUUACACACCAGCUCACACACCAGCCUACACACCAGCUCGGAAUCCAUCGAGCUUCCUGCGCCACAUCAUCAACAUGCACCAAGGCUCAAAUCCACACUAUCCCAAGGCAUGACUCUUGACAGAAACACACUACCCAAAAAGGGAUUAAGACAUCCUCCUUCCUCCAGACAGAUGUCUCAUGAAGAAGGUAAAGAAUGGCUUCGUUCUCAUUCCACUGGAGGACUGCAGGACACGGGGAGUCCCCUGUCCCCCCCGACUGGGAAAUACCACUACAGCAACCUACUGAGCCCCACCGGUGCUAUGACUCGGUCUAACAGUAUUCCGGAUCAGGAGGCGUUUGAUCUGUAUGGAGACGGACGAGUGUUGUGUGGCAGUAACACAUCACUGGAAGAGCGACCGCGAGCCAUCAGUCGCUCCGGAUCAUUCCGUGACAGCACAGACGAAGUUCAUGGAUCGUCUCUGUCCCUGGUGUCCAGCACGUCAUCUCUGUACUCUGCUGUGUACGCCUACAUGGAAAAGACCGAGGAAAAAGCUCACUCUGAGCAAAUCAGAAAGCUGCGCCGGGAGCUGGAUGCUUCUCAGGAAAAGGUCGCGACCUUGACAUCUCAGCUAUCAGCCAAUUCUCACCUGGUUGCAGCAUUUGAGAAGAGUUUGACAAACAUGACAUGUCGCUUACAGAGUCUCACCAUGACGGCGGAACAAAAGGAAUCAGAGUUGGCAGAGUUGAGAGAGACGAUCGAAGCUUUAAAGGCUCAAAACACAGACGCACAAACUGCCAUACAGGUGGCUCUGAAUGGACCUGAGCAUCUACACAAAGUUCGGCGUCAGCACUCCUCAGAAAGUGUGUCGAGCACUAACAGUGCAGUGAGUCACAGCAGCUUAAACAACAAAGACCCGGAUGACAAGAAAAAGAAGAAGAAGAGCUGGUUGCGCAGCUCCUUCAAACAAGCUUUUGGGAAGAAGAAAAGCUCAAAGCUGCAGACGUCUCAUGAUGAGCUGGAAGAAAUGACGGACUCGUCUGUUCCGGAAUCACCGAAACUGCAACACACACACACAGACGGCAGCACACAGGCCUUACACACAUCUUCAUCCACCACUGAGCUGUGUGAGUGUACCGAGGCUGAGGCAGAGAUCAUCCUGCAGCUGAAGAAUGAGCUGAGGGAGAAGGAGCUGAAACUCACUGACAUCCGACUGGAGGCUCUGAGUUCAGCACAUCACCUGGACCAGAUCAGAGAGGCCAUGAACCGCAUGCAGAAUGAGAUCGAGUUGCUGAAGGCGGAGAACGACAGAUUAAAGUCUAGUGGAAACUCCACCCCUUCUGCCGUAUCAUCCAAAACACCCCGCCCCCCAUCAGAGACCUCAAGUACCUCCUCCUCGUCUUCCCGCCAAUCACUGGGCCUGUCACUCAACAACCUCAACCUCACUGAGACUAUCAUGUCAGAUCUGCUGCUGGACGACGGCUACGAGGGAAACCUGCGUAAAGAGGGACGGAGCGUACGGAUCGUCGUCGCCGUCGCCGGGGGCUCCAACAGGACCAAGGGUUUACAGAGUCUGGAGUAUCUCAUCGGCUCCAUCGGCGUCAGCGGAAAAACCAAGUGGGACAUGUUGGAUAGUGUAAUACGACGACUGUUCAAGGAGUACGUGUUCCGCGUGGAUCCUUUAACGAGUCUGGGCCUGACUUCGGACAGUAUAGUGAGCUACAGGAUGGGGGAAGUGGAGCGCUCUCACGUUUCUGAGCUUCCUGAGCUUCUGCCCUGUGGAUACCUGGUUGGAGAAAACAACAUUAUCAACAUCACACUCAAAGGUGUGAGGGAGAACAGUAUAGACAGCCUGGUGUUCGAUACGUUAAUCCCCAAACCGAUAAUCCAGCGUUACCUGAAUCUGCUGAUGGAGCAUCGCAGGAUCAUCCUGUCCGGCCCGAGCGGCACGGGAAAGACGUACCUCGCCAACAAACUGGCGCAUUACAUCAUCAACAAGAGCGGGCGGGACGUGAACGAGUGCAGCCUCGCCUGCUUCAACGUGGACCAGAAAUCCAGCAAGGAUCUAUGUCAGUACCUCUCGGCUCUCGCUGAACGCUGUAACUGUGAUGAAGGCGAGCGAGAGCAUCAACUCCCCCUGGUGGUUCUGAUCGAUAACCUGCACCACGUCGGCAACCUGAGCGACAUCUUCAACGGCUUCCUCAACUGCAAAUACCACAAAUGCCCGUACGUGAUCGGGACAAUGAACCAGGGUGUCUCCUGUUCCCCAAACCUGGAACUGCACCAUAACUUCAGGUGGGUGUUGUGUGCGAAUCACACGGAACCGGUACGGGGUUUUCUGGGUCGGUUUCUGCGCAGGAAGCUGAUCGAGGUGGAGAUCGAUAAAAACACACGCAGUAACGAACUCAUCAAGAUCAUCGACUGGAUCCCCAAAACAUGGCAACACAUCAACUCCUUCCUGGAGGCUCACAGCUCAUCUGAUGUCACCAUCGGUCCCCGGUUGUUCCUGUCGUGUCCAAUGGAAGUUGAAGGUUCUCGUGUGUGGUUCACGGAUCUGUGGAAUUUCUCACUCGUGCCCUACUUACUGGAGGCAGUGAGGGAGGGGCUACAGCUCUAUGGUAAGAGAGCUGUGUGGGAGGAUCCCUCCAAGUGGGUGAUUGACAGCUCCCCAUGGAGCUCCGCCCCCCUGCAGCGUGACAGCCAAUCGCUGUUGCCGCUGCGCCCGGAGGACGUGGGCUACGAUGCGUUCAGCUCGUUUAAAGACGGAGCUUCACCGAAACAAUCGCACAAACACACAGCGCAGAGCGACAGCGAUGGAGACCCACUGAUGAAUAUGCUAAUGAGGCUACAGGAAGCUGCUAACUACUCCAGUGCCACUCAGAGCUGUGACAGUGACAGCGCCAGUCACCACGAUGACGUUCUAGACUCCUCCCUCGAGUCGGCCCUUUAAGCCCCACCCCCUCUGUGAGGAACCAGGAAGAGCUAGCUUUCUUCUUAUUGGAUGUCGGUGGCCGGAGAGGCCGAAUGAACACACACACUGGUGAAAUGUGCAAUUAGAAACGGAUUCCACUUGCAGCCAAAUUGUUGUUCACUGACAAACAAACAAACAAACAACUGGAAGUUUUGUUUCUUGUUUCUUUUUUUCAGUUAGCAUUAUCGUUGUUAAUUACACGAGCCGGACUGUUGUUUUUCCGUCGAGUUGUUCAACUCCGUGGUGCUGCUGUGGUGCCAAAAUCCGUUUACGUUUGUAUGCCAACAAGCACAAGCGGUCCUCGUCUCAUUUCCGCUACUGUGAAACCACUUCAUCAGCACGAGCGAGUUAAACGAUGAAGUGUUCGUCAUCAUUAACACCUGAACUGAAGCAUAACGCGCAGCGGUGUUUUCACUUGCAUUCGACUGCCUGCAGUUCCCUUUUUAUCCAGCAGGAGCGCUGGAGUGCUGGAUGAUUAUUAUACAAAUUGGAACCUGGGGACGAGUCUGAUAAUGGUGCUUCUUUGCUGCCUUAAAUGUGCUGAGCGCUAGUGGACUUCUGCAAAGUUUAAGAAAAAAGUCUUUUUUCGGACAGGACGGAAAUGUAAAUCAAAUAAAUGCCACGUUUGCAUAUUUUAUUUUUGUUACCUCAUGAGAGAGUAUUGGAUUUCAGACGCAUCGGUAUAAAGCCCGGUGCGUGUGUAUAAUAAACCAGUAAUAUGGAAUUUAUGGAAUCCCAGUUGAGCUGGGACAAACUGAACUCUGAGGAUGAGCACAAAUAAGACAAGUUGCUUUGCUAGCAUGCUGUUUUUACUUCUGUCAUCUGUGUGUGUGUGUGUGUGUGUGUGUGUGUGAGUGUGAGGUUCAAAAUUUGAAGUCUUGCACAUUGUCACCGAUUCAUUCUACCGAAAGAAAAAAUUAAAUAUCGGGAAUUAUUCACUAGCAAAAAAAAAAAAAAAAAAAAAAGAAUUGUAAAGUUUAAUAUACAUGCUAAUGCUAAAGCCUAAUGUUGAUAUAAAUCCACAGCCAGUGGAUGAAUUAUGACGAUGAUCAAAGUUGUUUCGAGUAGAACCGUAAAAAUGUCACAAGCCUGUCUCACAUUAAACAGCGUUAAAGCACUUUUCGUUUAAAACACACUGUACAUGACGCCUUUUUUAAAAAUAUAUGUUUUUUUGUUUUUAUGGUUUUUAUGGUUAUGUGGCCAUGGCUUCAUUUUAUCAGGAAAAAUAAAUCUGAAUGGUUUAUAAAUGUAAAAAAAAAUCUUUAUAGUUUAUGAAAAUGAUUUAUAAAUAAAAAAUUAUCUUUACAGUUUAAGGUGCAGAAUUGUGUAAAAUCGGUGCUUUGUUAUUUCGGAAAAACUUCACACUGCACGUUGAGCUCUACUUUACUAACUCUCUAAAUGUAGAAAAUGUAAACAAAGGCAAAAUGAUGUUGAUGAUGACAAGAUUCUUGAGUUUUCCCACAAGCCUAAAACAACCUGUUUAUUUACACUCCUGUGAUAGGUCUUGUUUUUUGAGGUGCCAUUACUUUUUGUAAAAACAAAAACUGUUUAGAAAGUAAACAUGACAAAUGUCUUAAAUGUAAACCGAGAAUAAAAUAAAAGCCUGUAAUGGAUCAGACGGAUACGCAACACCAAGAAAACUAACGAAGGUGCCAAUAAUUAAUUAUUCAAUAUAUUCACAGUAGAAAUAUUAUCACUACCUCAACAUUAACUCCACAUUAUUUAAAUUAAAAAUAUUUACAUAAAUGUCCGAUAAUUCUACUAAGAUAUCAACAACGAAUAAAUGACAAAUAAACGUAAAUAUAGUUAAUAUGGUGGUAAAGGUGUAGGGGACUGACUUAUUUUACUACAAAUAUUUACAUUUUAUUUAAAACAACACAAAAAUAAUCACAGCUACACAAAAACGUCCAAAAUGUGUAGUUUAAAAAAAUUCUAAAAAAUGUCCUUCAGGUUUUCAUGAGAGGAAAUUUAACUUCACAGCAUGUUGAUAUUAUUAAUAUAUCAUUAAACAUAAAUAUAAAUUCUACUGAUUAAAAAAAAAGUUUAAAGAAAAAAGAAUGCCUGUAAUAUUUCCCUUUUUUAAUAUAUAUAUUUUCUUUUACACGAUGUUGAAAGAAGUACAAAGUUUGAGGGGACAUUUAUAGUCAUUAGUAAAGGAACACGGUUUAUGAUCGCAACCAUCACAACUGUGGAAACAAAAUAGUGUAAAGUGUUAAAGUUGAUUUUUAAUUGAUUUUAUUAUUUAGGGAAAAAAAUGAGUGUGAAAAGCUGCCACGUGUUUAACAUGUUAACAUCCAGGAGGUUUAUUUCAUCUAAAGUGACUAAAAGGAAAAAAAAAAAAAAAGCAAAAAACAAAAGGUGUAAGCGGUGCUUUAAAAAAGAAAAUAAAUUAAAUGGAUUUUUAAUAAUAAUAAUAAUAAUAAUAAUAAUAAUAAUAAUAAUAAGUGUGUGUUAAGAUGUUAAAUAAGUGUCUCGUGCAGAAUCGGUAGUUUCUGAACUGCUGCUUGUUGGAAUUAGACGUAAAACCCCGAAUAUAUGUUUUUUUAAAAAUAUUAGAACGUUUUGUUUUCUUUCACUUCCCCGGAUACGUUUACAAAAACUCUAAAGGUGCAGAGUACCGAAAAAUCCUCCAGGUGCUAAUGACCUUUGACCUUUCCCACAGUGCUGCUCCAGAACUUUAAUAUCUGUUAAACAUUCAGUUCAUUUCUCCUCAGCUGCAUUUCUCUCUCUCUCUCUCUCUCUCUCUCUCUCUCUCUCUCUCUGUGUGUGUGUGUGUGUGUGUGUGUGUGUGUGUGUGUGUGAUCUCUGCACAGGAAUGAAAUCAUUUUAAAUAGUUUUGUGUUAAAUUUCUAAAAAAUGAAUACAAAGGUGCAAAAUGAGGUGAAGCAUUCCUGCGUUCCUUUAUAAAUAUAAAUGUAAUAUUUAAGUUUUUCACACUUUAACUUUCUUUAAUUCGUCUUUAACUGAAUCUUUUUAAUCACCAAAUUUCAUAUGAAGCAAAACAACAACAAUGAUGAAUAAUUUUUUUUUUUAAUCUGUGACUUAAAUUUGCACAAUUUUUUUUUACAUAUUUUCCUUCAGAUUUGUUCCCAAAAAUAUUAACUGCUAAAAGUUCGAGCACCAAAACACUGUUCCAAUAGUCCUAAACUUUUUGUUUAACUUGAACUUUUUUUUGAUUAAUUAAUUUGUGGUGUGUUUUUGUGGGUUUUUUAAAGUUUGUAAAGUUUACUUUCUACUCAAAAUCUUUUUGCCAGAAACCUAAACAGUGUUUUACUGAAACUAUUUGAAAUUUUAAAAGAAAAAUCAUGAGUAUUCUUCCCCAGAAAGAAGUGAUAUCUUUUUCUUUUCUUUUUCUUUUUUUCUUUUAGGAAUGAGGAAACUCUAAAUGCGAUCCAACUUUAAUCUCAGCUGCUAAAUAAGGUCACCUUCAGGAGUUUAAGGAACCGAAAUGACAGGAAUGUGACGGUCAUUCGGUCGUUAUUGUAGAUUUAAAAACCAGCUGAAAGCACUUUACCACUGAAACUCACUUCAUAAAUUCCCAGCAUGCACUGCAAAGUCUUCAAUUCCUGUAAAAAUAAAGAAACCUAAGCUGCCAAAAAUGCUAAUGUUGAAUUGGAUUGGAUUUUGUUACCUUUAGUGACCUUUCCAACCUCCAAUGGUUAAAAAUCAUUUUCUUCUUAUUUAUUAUCAAAUUUAAUCCCAUUUUCAAUCAUUCAGAUAUUCAGAUUAUUUCUGCUCCACAAAACCUGCAUUACAUUUUUGAAGUGUUAAAAGUCUACUUUUGUCUAAUGUAUAAUAAUAAUAAUAAUAAUAAUAAUAAUAAUAAUAAUAAUAAUAAACAGGGGAGAAUUGUGCUUUAGGGAGCGUACUGAUCACAUGUCGAUGCUCUUAUUGUCUUGUUUUUGUUUCGUUUUGAUUUUGUUGUGUCGUUGCGACUGUUGCGAGUGUAACAUUUAUUGCAGUUUGUUUUCGGUGCGUAAAUGUUUUAUAUUUUGUACAUUUGUAAGUAACAUAUCAUGUAAAUAAUAAGAGACUGCGGUUUAAAAUCAUCUGGAGAAUUUUGUAGUCUUUGUAAAAUCAGAAUAAAUGGAGUUUGGUGUCA